CCGAAGAAUCAGUCAAUCAUGCCUGAAGCCACCGUCAAAGCGCCCAAGAAGGGCUCCAAGAAAGCCGUCAAUAAGACCGUGACCAAGACCGGCAAGAAGAGACGCAAGUCCAGGAAGGAGAGCUACGCCAUCUACGUGUACAAGGUGAUGAAGCAGGUCCACCCCGAUACCGGCAUCUCCUCCAAGGCCAUGGGCAUCAUGAACUGCUUCGUGGCCGACAUUUUUGAGCGCAUCGCCUGUGAGGCCGCUCGUCUGGCUCACUACAACAAGCGCUCCACCAUCACUUCCAGGGAGAUCCAGACCGCUGUCCGCCUGCUGCUGCCCGGCGAGCUGGCGAAGCACGCGGUGUCUGAGGGAACCAAGGCCGUGACCAAGUACACCAGCUCCAAGUAAGCCUGCUGGAGACCACCACCUCAACGGCUCUUUUAAGAGCCACCCACCUCUUCUAAAGCUCAAUUCCUCAUCUCCUGGUCUCCCAAAAAGAAUGAACGAGAAUGUAGCUUCAGAGCCUCCCUGGUUUUUGCUAUCAUGAUAACACUUUUUGGAGUUGAACUCUAUCAUAGUGCACCCCAUACCUUGAGCAUGCUCUAAGCCAGUGGUCGCCAACCUGUCGAUCUCCAAAAUAAAAUGAAAAUAAAUUCAAAAACACAUUGUUCCUUGUUUAAGAACAUUUUCUGAAGUGUCUUCUGA
This is a messenger RNA of Pseudoliparis swirei, 690 nucleotides long. RefSeq names its product histone H2B-like. The coding region runs from base 19 to 393 and encodes 124 amino acids. Lineage: Eukaryota; Metazoa; Chordata; Actinopteri; Perciformes; Liparidae. The record is from RefSeq and is a predicted model, not a curated record. Gene Ontology annotation, molecular function: protein heterodimerization activity; structural constituent of chromatin; DNA binding. Gene Ontology annotation, cellular component: nucleosome. The transcript is spliced from 2 exons.